AAGCAUAACUUGUUCUUGAAGAAGAAGGCAAAGAAAGCACGAUAUAAAGAAAGAGCAAACCAAACGUGUCCCCAUAACUCCAAAGUCGCUGGACUUGAAGGAUACGCCAUAUAACACGUUGCUUUCCCAUUUUCCUGAAAAACAAACCCUUAUUACGGCGGUGAAAGAAAAGCUCCGAUGUCGAAAACCUAGGUACUAUUCCCGUCCGGCGCCGUUAUUAUGCCGACUUAUACAGCAAUAGCCUUCGAGAAUCUUCUGGAACCUCGUAAAUCCUCCUACGCAAAGCAACAACAGCUAAUAAACGAGAGAAAUGAAGUUGCAGCGGCGAACCACAUAUAUAUAUCACCGGCGUUGUACAUAACACCUGAGCCAGCUCCGAUUCCAGAAACUUCUUCUGGUUCCCUCUCUCCUUCUCCUUAUGUAGUCAACCACAAGCGACGUGGCGGUGCCGCCUUUGCCAACCGGAAACUUGAUGAGCAAGUUAACAAUGACAACACUGAUUUAGAUUUGAAUUUGAAAGAGGAGGAGUUAUUAGCUUCAUUUGAAGAAGAAGAAGAAGAUGAGGGAUUUUUGGAUCCGAGAUGUGAUGUGUUUAGCGUUGCAAGUGUUAAUGAUUGCCGUAGCAUUGUGUCUGCUCAAGGCGAAUUCUUUGAUGCCGAUGAAGAUUUCACCUUGGAAGGAUCAUCUCUUAAUGGAUCUGCAUCUGGCGCUAAUAUUGAAUUGGAACUGCGUGCCACAAGGCUUAAACUCCUUGAGGAAAUUGAAAGGAGAAAUUCUGCCGAGGAUGCUCUUAAUAUGAUGCGAUGUCAGUGGCAGAAUAUCAGUAAUGUUCUAUCUGGGUUAGGGUUAACACUUCCUUCACCUUCAGAUGUCAUUGGUGGUAUGCAGUUUGAUAAUGCUUCAAUUGAGCAGCUCUCUCAGGAAGUAAUUGUCACAAGAUUUGUUGCUGAAGCAAUAGGAAAAGGUCAAGCUCGUGCAGAAGCUGAACUAGCUGCAGAGUCAAUACUUGAAUCAAAAAACCAGGAGAUUUCAAGGUUGAGAGACAGGCUCCGAUACUACGAGGCUGUAAAUCAUGAGAUGUCCCAGAGAAAUCAGGAAAUCAUUGAUGUUGCUCGGAAGCAGCGACAGAGGAAAAGAACCCAGAGGAAGUGGCUAUGGGGUUGUAUAGGGCUCUCUGCUGCCAUUGGCGUUUCAGUGGUUGCUUAUAAUUACCUGCCACAAACAAGUAAACAUCAACCAAUUGCAAACUCCAGUGAAUCGACAGGUGCUGGCACUCACGAAACUGCCUAACAUUGGUUAAUUACCUCGGCCAACAUGCACACACUGCAGAGUGUAGGGUUUUUAAGAAGAGUUAUAUGUAGGUUAGGUCUUGCGGCAAAAACAUGGCUUCACGCUGCAGUUUUGCUCUAAUAAAAGUUGGACGAGCUAGUUAAUCAUUGUUCAAAAUUUCAAGGUUUUGGUGCUACAUCAAGAGGGUUUGCUUAGUGCCUGUGCAGAUCAGAUUUCGAGGCUGAUAGCUAUUUGCACUUCGCUCACUUAAUAAUAGUGACCUGAGUUUGUUAGGUUUGUUGGGUCAUUUGAGAGCAUAAAUAUCUUUCGAUGUUGAUAUCUCUGUAUUGGGUACUGUUGACAGUUGGGUAGAUGAUCAGAUCAGGUCAGGUUUGUAUACCUUAGGCGGUCAGUAGGAAUGUUGUACUACCUGCUUUCAAUCUGUGAUAUAACAUUUCUAUUCAGUUAUUAUUCAAAGAGAGAGAUCUCUGUAAUGUUGGUUUGGCA
Molecule: messenger RNA, 1776 nt
Organism: Lycium barbarum (goji berry)
Lineage: Eukaryota; Viridiplantae; Streptophyta; Magnoliopsida; Solanales; Solanaceae
Exons: 3
Coding region: 220-1290 (356 amino acids)
Source: RefSeq, a predicted model, not a curated record